Aedes aegypti (yellow fever mosquito) is the source of this 790-nucleotide messenger RNA. Its product is annotated as heat shock protein 67B2. The record is from RefSeq and is a predicted model, not a curated record. The coding region runs from base 363 to 704 and encodes 113 amino acids. Gene Ontology annotation, cellular component: mitochondrion. The transcript has 4 exons. Gene Ontology annotation, molecular function: thiosulfate-cyanide sulfurtransferase activity. NCBI's taxonomy places the organism in Eukaryota, Metazoa, Arthropoda, Insecta, Diptera, Culicidae.
AGGUAGCAGCUACACAAAUAGCAACGCAGUUACUAUAGUGCGUGUAUCGUGUGUUUACGAGAGCAUAGAUACCGAAAAUCGCUACCCACAUUCAAGGACCGCGUAAUUUUCCUUCUUCCAUCAUAAAUAUUGCAGAAGAAGUUCACUACGCCUCGCAGUUGAACAACCUCCUCCACAAACAAACCAGAAUCCCCACUCCUGUUCACAGACGAUUCCCGUUUUACUGGCCUGCUGCGUGUAUAUCGUUCUAUACAGUGAGAGUGCGAAUUGCAUAACCGCUUCUAACCACCACAUCACGUAGACACCGGCCUUCCUUUUCGUGUUAGGAAAAAAAGAUAUCGAACCUCUUCUCGUCUAACAAAAUGUCGAUCGCUACCUACGAAGAAGUCCUGGAUCUCCCGAACCAUCCGGAGAAGGUGCUCAUCGAUGUGCGUGGUGCAGACGAACUUGCCGCCACUGGUCAAAUUCCUACCAGCAUCAACAUUCCACUGCCAACACUGGAGCAGGCUUUGAACCUUUCGGCUGAUGAGUUCAAGGCUAAGUUCGGUCAUGACAAGCCAAGUCCGGACCAGGAGGUGAUCUUCCACUGUAAACUUGGUGGAAGGGCGCAGACGGCCGCCGAUCUGGCUACUCGCCUCGGAUACACCAAUGCCCGCAACUACAAGGGAUCCUGGACUGAAUGGGCUGCCAAGCAGGGGCUGUAAAUUUAGGUAUGCGCUCAAAUCCUCAGCAAAGCGAUUUUGAUAUAAGAUGAACAUUCCGUGAAUAAAAAUUGAUAAAUUACUACAAA